This is a messenger RNA of Vombatus ursinus (common wombat), 5045 nucleotides long. RefSeq names its product mitogen-activated protein kinase kinase kinase 13 (gene MAP3K13). The record is from RefSeq and is a predicted model, not a curated record. Bases 805 to 3708 code for a protein of 967 amino acids. NCBI's taxonomy places the organism in Eukaryota, Metazoa, Chordata, Mammalia, Diprotodontia, Vombatidae. The transcript is spliced from 14 exons. Gene Ontology annotation, biological process: JNK cascade; protein autophosphorylation. Gene Ontology annotation, molecular function: ATP binding; JUN kinase kinase kinase activity.
CAGUGCUCUGUGCACUAUGGCGCCACCUAACGGCCCUCACUGAGCAGGGCACCACCAUAGAAAUAUGCUGUGUGACCGUGAGCAAAUUCCUUGACCUCUCUGUGAGCCUCAGUUUCCCCAUUUGUAAAAGUGAAGUAAUCGUACCUGAGGCAGCCACUUCACGGGGUUGUUUUAGGGAUUUCCUGAGACUUCAUCUACCGAGCAAUUUGCAAGUCCUAGUUGUUAUAGAAAUGCCGGCUGUCAUUAUUUACCGGCACCGCCUGUGGGAUUCAGGUCAUGUCUCCAGACCUCAGGGCCAUCAGUUAUAAUCCAGUUCAUAGAGUCACCCCAAGAGCACCCCUCAAAUUGGCUCCUGUCAGCCAGGAUGACGACCAUCUCUUCCUGGUGCUCUCCACCCCAAGUGGAAGUGGGAAGGAGCCUCAGGGCCAUCUCCUCCCACUUGGAUCCAACUGACCCUCCCCUCAUGACAGGACAAGCCUUCCCACCCAGGGUCAGAGCUGGAAGGAGGAAAGAGGCCCAGAAAGAAGGGUGCAGCACCGGCGGGAUUCAAACCCAGCUCCUGUCCCACUCAGGCCCCAGCUUCCUCUUGCAGUAAUGGUGACCUGACCAUCUUCUGGUAUUUUUAUAGAUAAUUGGGAAGAAAGGCGCAGCCAGUGACAUCCCCAUCUUUGCAGAUGACGCGAAACUCUCCUGGGCAUGGGAACACCAGACCGGGCACAUACCGUAUGAAGGUCCUGAAGCCCUUUCUUGCGACGGGACUGUGCUCACGCAUCCUCCCCGGUUCUCACGCACACCCAUGGCACGAUGAGCAGCCCUCAGGAGCAGCUGAGCUGGUCUUCCUCUCCCACCUUGACCUUGAGUGAGAACAGGGCCUUUGGCGGGCUUCAUGACGAGCGCACGUCCCCCAGGAGCCAGCCUUCUCCCAAGCUCUUUGAGGAGGUGGGAGAGAAGGGGGUGCUGCGGGCCGAGCUAACAGAGGGCCUGAGCAGCCCCGUCGCUACGACAGCACUGACCAGUGUCAGCGAGGACUCAAGGGACCAGUUUGAGAACAGCGUUUUGCAGCUCAGGGAACAAGAGGAAUCUGAGACGGCCCCUUCUCAGGGCAACGGUCACGCGGGCGACGGAGAGAACACGAGCGGCGCGGAGGACGUGAAGAUCCAGUUCAGCCGGUCAGGCAGCGGGAGUGGCGGCUUCCUCGAAGGCCUUUUUGGCUGCCUGAGGCCUGUCUGGAACAUCAUAGGCAAGGCCUACUCCACCGACUACAAGCUCCAGCAGCAAGAUACUUGGGAGGUGCCCUUCGAGGAGAUCUCGGAGCUGCAGUGGCUGGGCAGCGGAGCCCAAGGCGCCGUCUUCUUGGGUAAGUUCCGAGCCGAAGAGGUGGCCAUUAAGAAGGUGCGGGAGCAGAAUGAGACGGACAUCAAGCAUCUGCGGAAGCUGAAACACCCCAACAUCAUCGCCUUCAAGGGCGUCUGUACCCAGGCCCCGUGUUACUGCAUCAUCAUGGAGUACUGCGCCCACGGGCAGCUCUAUGAGGUCCUGCGAGCUGGAAGAAAGAUCACUCCCCGGCUGCUAGUGGACUGGUCUACGGGGAUCGCCAGCGGCAUGAAUUACCUCCACCUCCAUAAGAUCAUCCAUCGCGACCUUAAAUCCCCCAAUGUAUUAGUCACUCAUACAGACGCAGUCAAAAUUUCUGACUUUGGCACCUCGAAGGAACUCAGUGAUAAAAGCACAAAAAUGUCAUUUGCUGGCACCGUGGCGUGGAUGGCCCCCGAGGUGAUCCGAAACGAGCCGGUCUCGGAAAAGGUGGACAUCUGGUCUUUUGGGGUGGUGCUGUGGGAGCUGCUGACGGGAGAGAUCCCGUACAAGGAUGUGGACUCAUCAGCCAUCAUCUGGGGCGUGGGCAGCAACAGCCUGCACCUGCCUGUCCCCUCCACGUGCCCCGAUGGCUUCAAGAUCCUCAUGAAGCAGACCUGGCAGAGCAAGCCGCGCAAUCGGCCUUCCUUCCGCCAGACGCUCCUGCACCUGGACAUUGCCUCUGCGGACGUGCUCGCCACGCCGCAGGAGACCUACUUCAAAUCUCAGGCUGAAUGGAGGGAGGAAGUGAAAAAACAUUUUGAGAAGAUCAAAAGUGAGGGGACUUGCAUACACCGGCUGGACGAAGAGCUCAUCAGGCGCCGGAGAGAAGAGCUCAGGCACGCGCUGGAUAUCCGGGAGCAUUAUGAGCGGAAACUGGAACGCGCUAAUAACCUGUACAUGGAGCUGAGCGCCAUCAUGCUGCAGCUGGAGGUCCGGGAGAAGGAGCUCAUCAAGCGUGAGCAAGCUGUGGAAAAGAAGUACCCUGGAACCUACAAGCGGCACCCCGUGAGACCCAUCAUCCAUCCCAACACCGUGGAGAAGCUGAUGAAGAGGAAAGGAGUGUCUCAUAAGCCGGGCCUGACGACAAAGCGGCCAGAUCUCCUGCGCUCCGAAGGCAUCCCCACCAUGGAGGUGGCUCCCCAGGCAUCCCCGGUGUCCGGGAGCCCCAAAAUAUCAACUCCGGGCAGCAAAGGCCGAUACCGCAGCAAGCCCCGCCACCGCCGGGCCAACAGCAAAGGGAGCCAUAGUGACUUUGUGGCCAUCUUGAAAAACCAACCAGCCCAGGAGGCCUCCCCCCAGGGCACACCACCCUGCCCGCCUCCUGCCCCUCUCCAUCCUCCCCAUCAUCACAGCGCCCAGCAACAGCAGUACCCCCAGCCCUCGAAGCCCUCGGCCCACGACCACCACCCCAGGCUCAACCUGCAUGGACAGGACAUUGCCAACUGUGCUAAUAACCUGAGGUACUUUGGGCCUGCGGCAGCCCUGCGCAGCCCGCUCAGUAACCACGCUCAAAGACAGGUGUCCGGCUCCAGCCCUGACCUCAUCUCCACAGCCAUGGCAGCGGACUGUUGGAAGGGCUCAGCGCCCCCGGGGGGCCUGGCCGGCCCGUGGGCCUGUUGUCAGGCAGACCCCUAUGACCCCUGCCUCCAGUGUCAGCUGGAGCCCAGCCGGCCACGCGAAGCAUCUUCAGAGCCAGAGACCCAGAGCUCCGGCCUCCAUCGGCCCGUGGCCCCGGCCCACGGUGGCCUCUGUGAAGCUGGGCAGGGUCCUGACAAGAGGGAAGCUCAAGAAUUCCAGGGCUGCCAGCCUGUGUCCUCCUUCAGCCCCCCGCAGCACAUGACCCCUCCGAUGCUACCUCGAAAAACGAGACCCCUUCAGAAGAGUGGCGACGACUCUUCGGAAGAGGAAGAAGGAGAAGUCGAUAGCGAAGUUGAGUUUCCCCGAAGACAGAGGCCCCAUCGCUGUAUCAGCAGCUGCCAGUCCUACUCGACCUUCAGCUCAGAAAAUUUCUCCGUGUCCGACGGCGAGGAGGGGAACACCAGCGACCACUCCAACAGCCCCGAUGAGGUGGGCCACCGGCUGGAAGACCGAGUGGCCGAAAAGCUGGAGGACCUGCUGUCCCAGACCCCGGAGAUCCCCAUCGAGAUCUCCACCCAGUCCGACGGGCUUUCGGACAAGGAGUGUGCCGUCCGCAGGGUGAAGACUCGGAUGUCCCUGGGCAAGCUUUGUGCCGAGGAGCAUGGCUACGAGAAUCCUGGGCCGCUGGGGGAAUCCGACUGCGACUCGUCAGACGGGGAGUGCUCGGAUGCUACGGUCCGUGCCAACAAGCACUACAGCUCGGCCACUUGGUAAUGCCAGCUGGCUGGCCAGGGCAGGCCACUGGCUGCCCGCCCCCAGGCUCCCUGGGCUGCCCCAAAGUGAUCUGCAAUAACAAGGACACAAGACUUCACAUCACGCAUCUCUUGAGGGGAAAAUGGUGUCCAAAUGAAGUGAAUUCUCACUGAGCAUUUCAAUCAAGAAUGGCAGGGAUCUCUUUUAUUGACUCUUCUAGCUACUGUAACAUGAAUAUUUAUUUUUGUUUGACAUUUUAACACUUUGUACUGUAAAGAGUGAACUAUAUAUGGUAUAUGUAUAUAUUCUAUAUACAUAUAUAGAGAGAGACAAUAAUUUGUUGCAAAAAAAAUUAAGAAGGAAAUAGAGCAACGUCCCUCGAGUUUAUGGGGCCAGGAAUUAGUGCUGCUGAUUGAAUAGGGGACCAGGCCUUUGGGCCCUAGCAAUGAUGGAAAAGGCAGAGCAAACACCCAUUGAAACAAACAGGGAACAGAAAAAAAAAUCCCAGCAAUAUCAUGUAAUUUGCAAGCAGAGCUCCCAGCUGGAAGAGGGGCUCAGGACUCUGGAUGCCAAGGGCUGGAGGCUAAGAUGCUCCCUUGGAGUGAACGGAGGCUGGUUUUAUUUCUUUGAUUUUUGAAGCAGCGUUUCUCCUGUGAGCUCCUGGGCUUCUCCAGGUUCUUCUAGGGCCAGCCCCUGUGUGACCUGGACAGGCACGCUGGCCUCCUGCACAGGUCAGGGAGCCCUGGGGCAUCUGAUUGCAGCUUGCCUGUGUCUUCUCCACCUCCUGUCCACUUUGCCUAGAGAAGGAUCGAGGGCAUCUGGGGCUGAGCUUAACAGGGCCAGCAUCAGCUUUCCAAUAGUGGUUCAAACCCCAUCCCUUUAGUUUGUAUUUAUUAAUCCUUUACUAUUUAGAGAGCCUCGGGUACCCACCAGGUCAGGUGUUACUCUACAAGAGCCAGACGACAUGGGAAGGAAGAUUCCCCAUUUUACCCUCCACCCCAAACCCUGAAACAGAAUGUGAUAGUAAGUGUAAUAUCCUUGGUCAGAGAACCUUCACGUGUUGUUUACCUCUGGGACCUAGAAGGGUCCCUGAAGUAAACCCUGUGUACUACUCAGGGCCUGUCCUGGGGCAGACCACCCACUUCCAGGCCGAGGGCUCAGGAAUCCUUUCCAGGGGGGCUUGCUAGUGCUUUGGCCAAAAAAGAAAAGGGAAGGAACUUCAGGGCAGGCUAGUGUUAACCUGGGUCCCAUCCCCUGGCCCCUGCUAUGCUUUUAUGUCGAGCUCUCUCUGCCUCCCUCCUUCUCUCUCUCUUCCCCCCUCCCCCUGCCCCGCCCCCGGCCCAGCAAAUCGCGGUGGA